AUGGAUCCCUUGUGGGCUAAGGACACUUCUGUGAAAGAUCGCCUGUGCAUCUUAACAGGCCGAGCGUGGAUGAUUAGCAGGGAGCUUCAGACUGUUGACUUGAACCAUCGUUUCAACACGGUAGUCAAAGUCAUCCACCUGGAGUCUAAGCACCAUGGGAGAGGUGCAAUUGUUGAUCUGCAGCUCGACAAUGCUCUUGUGACCUCCACAACGAUCCGAAAGCCGAAGCUUACUGGAGAAGAGGUUUACCUAGACUCUUCUGCGUGCCCCUUCCUGAUCCGAGAAGGAGAAGUGUACAUGUUGGCAGGAGCGAUCUUUGUCAACGAUGUCCAAGGCCGGAGAACGCUCAAAAUGCCUGCUGUUCAAGAGAAAACUGCCUCCAUCCUCUUGCCUACAAGAGCAGAUGCCAUCGUGAGUGUGGCUGAGCUUUAUGCUGGAGGACUCAAUGGAUACAAGAGGGCGGCUGAUAUGCUGCCUGCGACCUGCUCCAUCCGUGUGGAAUAUGAGGGCAUGUCAGUUGCAACCAGCCUCCUCAACGACCCCAAUGCUGUGUUGUUCACCGAUCGUGGAGGUAGCCCAAACUUUUCAGUCUUCUGGGGAGAAGUGGCAGAUCUACGCUGGACACAGGCUAUGCAUGACAGCAACGUGGAGAUACUCUGCGCGGCACCGCCAGGAGCAGCCUUCCAGGCAGGUGCGGUCUCUGUGGGCUUUGAUGAUGGCCAAAAGGCUGCUCCGAUUUGGCAGUUCUUCUUGAUGGCAAGACUGACCCAACGUCGGGCCAUUGUGCUGGAGAUGCCACCUGCCUUUGGAAGCCAUGAUGACAAGACCUUGACGGUGGAUAUCAUGAAGUGGGCAGGCUAUGUUCUCAAGUGGGAGGGUCACAUUGACACGCCAGAGAUGAUACCGGCCUACCACAAAAAGUUCUUCAUGAUCUUCUGGAAUGGUGCAGACAGCCCCUCAGCACACGUCCCGUUCAAGAUGCUACCCCUCGGACAGAGAGGUGAGAUGGCUUGCAAUGAGGCGAUCUGGGAUCACAUGCCAGCAGACCAUCUUUAUGCACUACAACUACGAGAGGUUGACUACCCCAAGGUUACAAGCAGGGAGCUCCUGCCCCGAACCCUUCAAGGAAAACCUGGUGCAGCGGUACAGCUCCGAGUGGUGGACCAAUCGAGGCCUUUGCCCCCUACGACGACCAGCUACGGCACGAUCCUCAGAGCUCCAUGGGCUUCUCUGCAAAAGCGUGACACGAUCCUGCCAGAGCCGGAAGCAGAUGCGAUGAUGUUGAUCGGGGAAUGUACAACUCCUGCACAGGCCAUGCUUGUUUUGGGAUCGGUCAUUGCCCACAGACAAGAAGCACCAAUGGAGGAAGACCAUCUGCUUCGCUACCUGGACGAGGGACUCCGGCAGUACAAGGACGGCUGGCUUCCAUGGAAUGUGGCAGUGCCUUACUGCAGAUCUACGUGGUGUAUGGUGAUGCGUGCGGAUGACCCAGGAAGGUCUUCUACGGGCACUUUGGCCAGCAGACUGGCCAGCCUACAGGCGAACCUGGACACCUUGACAUAUGGAUACACCCAGGGAAGGCGUAUGCCCCUGUUCUCUGAGGAGAUUCGGGUCGAGUAUGAGCGCUUCUUUGCACAGGAGCCACCACCUGUCCAGAUGACGCACCGCCUGUUUGAGGCCUUCUGUGGCUACCAUGACCUGCUGCUGGAUGAUGAUGAGAGCACGGAAUCAGUUCACCAGAAGAUUGCAGACUUCCUGCUCAUCCCGGCUGAGCGCCUGGUUGCUGUUCCGGUCAGGUGCAAGGACCCGAGCAUGGCACGGUGGAUUGUGGUUGGAGAGGUCAUCUCCAGUUCCACCAACAAGGCAUUGGUGCUGGUGGAUGCAGCCAUCCCACAAGCACAUUGGUUGCCAGACCCUAUCCAGAAGUCGGACCUUGCCACUACCUACCUGGAUGCACAUGGCUCCUUCCCAGACAUUGUCAUGCUCAAUGGGGAGAUUGUUGAUGAACUGCAGUGGCCACUACCUGCCCUCAAUGGGGACUUCUUCAGACUUCGAUGGGACAACCACUCAGACAACGAGUGGCAAGAUGUGGAUGUGUUCAAACAGUUUGAUGAGAUCGAGCGAACCCUCCCAGAUACACCCCAGCCUGAAGACAAUGAGAGCAGCGAAGGAGGACCGGUCACCGACCCUCCUCUGGAUGACACGCAGCCGAUGACAGACGAUGAGGACCGCCCACCACCGGGUGAGGAGGCCACACCUUCGACGGUCGAGCCGCCAGUCCGCGGGAUGCCCUUCUCCGAGCCCAUGAUCUACAAGAGACAUUGCACCCAGGAGGCAAAGGACUUGCGAGGCUUGGAGCCUAUGCCAGUGCCGGCGACAGCCAACUACAAUGCCAUUGCGACCCCGGACAUGUCCUCUGCGGUCUACUUGGCCUUCCAGAGCCGGGUCCUAGCUGUGGGACAGAAUGAUGACAGAAGCCUUCAGCAGAUUGUCUUGGAUGAAUGGGGGCUACCUCUUGGAUCUACGUACUUCACACUGUUCGGAAGGGUGUUGGCCUCUUCUGCCCUCUGUGCAUGUGUCCCAGUUGGGGCCACAGUGGUUGUACGUGGACGCCUUCGAGGAGGAACUCAGAAUCCAGUCACCAAGUUACGUGGUUUGCUGGCAGCGAAAGGUGUGCCGGAAGAAUCCCUGGACGAACGGAUCCGUGAAAUCCGUGAGCAUGUGGGGGACAAAGGUAUCCGUGAAGCAUAUUCCUCAUGGGACCCCUGGGGCAAACUCAAAGCUGCCUGCCCCACCAGAUUGGUCAAGGAGUCCGAGGCUAAGCAUCGCCCCAAGGCCAAGGAAUUGCAGAAGGACGUUGGCCCCGAUCCUCUGAUGACGUCGGAUCCGUGGAUGCAAGCCCUGCAGGACAAAGGAUCGUGGAAGUUGGAAUGCUCCUUCUUUCAGAUGGAAGAUGGGUCCACCCCACAGGCUUUGACAAAGAUUUCACAUGGAUCUGUCGGGAUUGCCCUGGUCACGGAAAGGGAGGCGGAAUUGCUGCUACAGAACCAAGAGACGAUGUCCUCUGGGGAACUUGCAGCGAUCGUUGUGGGAUCAUCUUUCCUCAAUGCGGGGAGCUUUGACAUGCAGCAGGUUGAAGUUCCAUGUCGGAAUGCCCAAGAUGCCAGAAUUUUGGUGCGAGCACAGAUGAUCAACUUUGGAGCCAAAAAGGUGACCCUUGCUGGUGAAUCCUCCAGGAUCAAGGUGGAUGAACUUGAGGCGGUGGUGUUAGCUUGCGAGAUGGUCCAGAAGGAGAUUCCUGAAUGGGAUGAGGUUGCAGAUGCCCCGCUGAAGUUCCUCAAGUCGAGGAUCCCGACCUUGGAGGAGGCCCUCUUCGCGACCUGGGGUCGCCGAUGCUUUGCUGCUGGCAAACCCACCACGGAUGCCAGGGCGGCCCAGACUAUGUUUGUCAUGCUCCGCAUCAAGAAGCAGUACAAGGAGGCAAUCUUGAAGUCGGUCUGUGAGGGAAUCUACUUCUCCCCAAGGUCAGAGGAUGGCGCGCCAGACCAUACAUACAAGGUGGUGUGGUUCCAGGACAAGCCAUUGGCUGAGGUGUUGGUCAAAGCCAACACAGAACCUACUGCGAUGGGAUUGGUCAGAAACAAGACGGGCUUUGGCAUUCGUGUCAAAGCGUCGGAGUUUACGAAGCUCAAGCAGAAAUGGGUUCCAGCCUGGAAGCCUCUGGCCAACACGCCUUAUGACCUCAAGAUCCAGAAGCACUUUGACCUGCAAAACAUGCCUCUCUGCUGCUCCAAAGCGGAAGUGCAGAAGUUCAUCAAUGACAUCAAGUGGGAGGCUCUGGUCAUCAAGCAGCUACACCCACGAACAUGGUUGGUGGGAGCAGAGCAACAGCCGGAGAACCUUUUUGCGAUGCAAGUGGACUCCGACUCGACUGCCUCGGAUCUGGAAGACCGAAUCCAGAAGAAGCUGGAUCAGCUUCACAAGGAGCAGCAAUCUUCUUAUGCCAUGCUCAAGGAAGACCUCGAUGGGUUCAAGAAGGAGGUUGUUGCCACCAACCAGAAGCAGGAGAAGAUCAACAACGAGCUUGCUACGGGCAUCUCCAGUAUCACGGCCACUAUCACUGCACAGCUCAUGCAGCAUACAGCUUCGAUUACAUCGGCGCUAGAUGGGCACCGGGCCGACAUUGCCAAGGACUUGACCACCUCCCAGGCAAGCCUCAAGGAUGAACUCAUGGUGGAGGUCCGGAGCCAGAUUGGUACGAUGCGGAAAAGGAUUCCCUCCCCAACCAAGGAGAAGGAGGCCGAUGGAAAGAAGCCCAAGCAUGGUGUGCAAUGGACAGCUGGCAACAACUACCGACCAGCUGAUGGAUGUGUUUUCGUGCAGCUCCCCUUUGGCGUGGAUGACGGCAACACUGCUGGAAAGAGCUUUUGUGGAGCAAAUUCGAUGUAUAAUUCAUUUUACCCGCGGACCAUGAUGGAGCCUUUUGGGUGCAUUUGGCACCCGCCACCCUGGAAUCAAUUACAGCGAGUUGGGGAAGCUGCGAACCCUGGACCCAAGACUGGUCUCAUGACAGUGGCUGGCCUCAAUGUUCAGAGUCUCAAUGCUUUUUUGGAUGAUGGGCGAUUCUUACAUGCGGCAGAUGUGGUUUUCUUUUCUGAGACGGCGGCAACAGUCUUUGUACAACAGAAAGCAACGAAACAAGCGAACAUGGCUGGCAGACACCUGGUUUGCAGCAAAGCGGCGGCUAGGAGAUGCUUCUCAGAUGGCAGACAAUGUGAGACCAAAGGGCAAGCGAUUGGAUCUGCAAUCUUGUCGAAAAUGCCUAUGAGAUCACUGCGAGCCCAGUGGACUCCGGAAUCCUGGCAGACAGGACGAGUGGUUGAUUCUUUCCUGGUUGCCCCGGUUGGACUUAUCUAUGUCUGUGCUAUUUACGGUUUUCAUCAAGGCCACCCUGAUGCUGAACUGCGAAAUGAAGAUCUGUUGCGGGAAGUGGCCCAGAGGGCAUCUGCUUUGGACUGCCCAGCGAUUAUUGUGGGUGACAUCAACAUGGAUGUUCAGGCCCUCCUUGCGUGGCAAUUGUUACAGGACCAAGGAUGGCAGGAUGCAGCCAUCUGGCAACAAGCAAGGGAUGGUCGCGAACCUGCUUGUACUUUCAAAGAGGACUCGAGGAUUGACUACGUCUUGGUCAACCCCAAAGCUGCGGUGGCCCUCCAACACUUUGGUGUUUCUGAACAGCCGGAGACCGAUCACAAAUCUGUCUUUGCCACCUUUGAUUGGAACCUUUUACCCCAGCAGGCGAGUUCAUUCCGGAUGCCGUUGGAUGCCUCAAAGCUCAACUUGCUUGAACAUGAACUGAAGAUGGCUUACAUUCCUGCGGCUCUGGAUAAGGAUUUACAGUCAGCGCUGAAAUCUGGUGACAGUGAGGUGGCAUGGACUGCCUUUGCCCGGGCCUAUGAGGGAUCAGUUGCCUAUGCAUUGGAGACGAAGGCUGAACCAAGGCCGCCGAAACAUUUCUUUUCGCGUGGUCGCUCUGUUUUCCACAAGGUACCUUUCCUGGAAUCGCCUACCCCGUCUGCGAGACUGGGCGAGUUUCAACCUACAGGUGAUGAAACGAACAUCCUGCUUAGACAAAGAGUUCGUCAGGUUCGAAGGAUUGCGACCUAUGUGGCACAGAUGCGGGCUAUGUCGCGCCAUGAGAACGGUUCCCGGCCUUACUGCAAUGCUGAUCAAGCCCGCAGACAAACAUGGAGAGCAAUACUUGCGUCCUCAGGUUUCCCUGGUUCCUUCCAGAAGUGGUGGAUGGAUGUACAUUAUCAAGAGUUUCCUUUGGGUUUCCCUUCAGCGGCCGUAGCCAAUGUUAUGCUUGAUGUUCUUAAGAAUGACGAGAUUCAUUGGAGUCACUUGGCUAGAAAUUCUCGUGCCCAGUGCACUAGAAAGGUCUUCCACGAUGAUUGGAAAAAUGGUGGCCACAAGCACUUUAGUGCCAUCAAGCCGCCGGGAAUGCCCAGAGUUGACUCGCUGGAUAUUCCUUCCUCUUUACAAAUCCAGCUGUGCAGAGCCCGUGGGAAAAGAUCUUUCGUUUGCACUCCAGUCCAUGAUGAUUUGCAAUGCAUUCAUGUGGGAUGCAGAUGGACUCAGGGAACGUCUUCGGCUGUUGUGUCCAAGAUUGUUUCGGGCAAAAUUCACCUUGCUGAUGUUGUGGGGACUUUUACAUCUGGUUACAUACAGCAGCACAGGCCUUCGGCCAUCCCGCAGGAGAUCACAGAGGUUGCUGGUCAAUACUGGAAAUCCUUUUGGAAUACCAAGCGAUGCUCUGAUGCAGAUGAUGUGGAAGUGAUGGAGGCUAUUGAUUUUCUUCCCCAGUUACCGGUGUUGGAUUGCAACGUGGACCAACAGGAUUUGCAAUGGGCCCUUUCCAAACUUUCUACCAAAAAGGCUCGUGGAAUGGAUGGUUUCUCCAACUAUGAGCUGAAAGCAUUACCACUUGCGCUCCACCCACACCUCCUUGAUCUACUCAAUCUUUUCACGAAAACAGGUGUUUGGCCACAGGCUUUGCUGAGGGCGAGAAUGGCAUUGCUUCACAAAACAACGGAGAUUGGAGACAUUACAACGACGAGACCAAUCACCGUUCUGGCUUCAGUAUAUCGCCUAUGGGCAAAGAUUAUGACACGGAAACUGCUCAGACAUGUGACACCGCACUUACCCAAAACCUUAUUUGGCUCUGUGCCGGGAAGAUGCUCUGGUGAUAUGGUGGGUGCUGUCCAAAGUCGGUUGGAAAGAUCUUUGCUGACGGGACAACCUAUGCAUGGAGUCAGUCUGGAUUUUUCCAAAGCCUAUAACACUUUACCGCGUGAAUUGUUGGAGAAGAUCAACCACCGUUUAGGAUUGGGUGCUUUGUGGAAGCCAUACUCUUCUUUUCUAUCUGAUUUGCAGAGGCAUUUCAAGUGUGGUGACCAUUGGGGCAGUGCACAACUAUCUACGGUUGGUGUACCAGAAGGAUGCCCUAUCGCGGUCGGCCAGAUGAUACUCUUGACAUGGGUUUUUACAGAGGCAAUGCGGCGACAAACAUCGACGACCCUUUUUUCUUAUGUUGAUGAUUGGGUGAUGCUCAACGGUGACGCCCAGUUAUUGGCGGAAGCUAUUAUGCAAUUGGACAAACUUGCGCGGAAAUUUGGCCUUCUCUUGUCUUUGCCAAAGUCUGGGGUUUUUGCCACGGAUCAGAAACUGGCUAGGAAGCUACAGGCCCUAUUGGGUGGACAAGGCUUUCGGCUGGGGCUGGUGAAGAACUUUAAAGGCUUGGGCAUCAACUUCCAGACUGCCAAACAGCUUUCAGCCCAAAUCCGGGACGAGAGAUGGACGAAGUCGAAGGUUUUACUGAACCGCCUACAGUAUAUGCCAUGGUCUGAGAAGAUCAAAACACAGAUUGUCACACGUGGGAUCAUGCCGUUAGUCUUCUUCGGUGCACAAACUUGGGCAACUGGCAAGGACUUUAUUCGUGAAGUUAGGGCCAAGUGCAACCACUCUGUAUGGGGCAAGAAGCAGUACCAUUUGCACUACUUGACGCCUUUAUUUUCGGGAACAUGCUAUGAACCGGUGCUUUACCUCGCAAAGUAUCGUUUCUCUGCAUUGCUCCGGUUGAUGGCGAGGGAUUUACCUCUGCUUCAAGAAGUGUGGGACUUGGCAAUCCAGAAGAAAGCAUUCUUCAAAAGGGCCACGAAGGGUAUGGUGUCUCUUUUUCUCAACCAAUUACAUGACCUGGGAUGGGAACUCCAGAGAGAUGGGACCUGUAUUUCACUGGAUGGUUGGGUCUUCAAGAUAUGGGAGAUAUCUGCUGCUCAAUUUGCUGAUAUUGUUUCUGCUGAUUGGGAAAGAAACCUCCUACAACAUUUGCAUACAAAGAAGCAUUUUGCGGACUUGCAAGACUUUUCUGUGUUUCGGUCUUCUUACCCUCCCUUGCCGGACCCUCUCUUGGAAGGCUUCAUGCGGAAAGUUAGGUUGGGGGGAUUGUUCCCGCAAAGAAGGAGAUCGCAUGUCAACACAGCGGAGGAACAAUUUUGUCACCAUUGUGGAGCUGUUGAUACACUGGAGCAUCGUGUUCAUGACUGCCCAGCUACUUUUUCUGUUCGACUACAGAAUGAUUGGAAGGAUAUUUGUUCGCAGCCUGACUACAUGUUGCUCACUGGUUUGUUCCCGAGACUCAAGGACCACAACAAAUAUUUACAAGCUCUUGAUGAUAUUCAGCACCCCCCAGUGUUGGAUCCGCCUAUACAAGUGGAACGCUUCAAUCUGUUUACGGAUGGGUCGGCCAUUGACAACACCUGUCCGUUUAUGAGGCUGUGUGGAUGGGCUGUCACCUGUGCUCAUGAUGGGGGACCGCGGAAUACAACUCUGUGCGCUGGGCUUUUGCCAGGUAGAAGACAGACUGUUUUUCGUGCAGAAUUUCAUGCAGUAAAUGCGGCUAUAGCCUCGGUGCCAUCGGCGAAUAUUUACACGGACAAUCAAGCUGUUGCCAAGAUUGUGAACCAGUUGCUGGUCUCGGAGUAUACAGACGAAGCCUGGAUAGCACACCAUGAUAGAGACCUGAUACGCACGUGUUCGAGGUUGCUCUCGUCCAAACAGAGAGGGGCCUUUUCAGUCACCUGGGUCAAAGCCCACAGACCUCUCACUUCGGCCUGCAACAACUACGAUUUAUGGCUUAUUCAUCACAAUGCUGCUGCUGACAGUGCUGCUAACAAACCGUUGCUUUCCAUUCCGCCAGAGCUGCUUUCUCUUCGUACGUCCUUGACUGCUACUUUGAAAGCUGAUUUACUGCUUUAA
This is a messenger RNA of Symbiodinium sp. CCMP2592, 8817 nucleotides long. The record is from the annotation of a GenBank genome assembly. Lineage: Eukaryota; Dinophyceae; Suessiales; Symbiodiniaceae.